GGAUUAUUUCUGUCAAAGAAUUUGUAAUGUUUGAGAAUGUUGUUUUCCUUGAAUAUUCAUGGGAGCUAAUUGUAAAAUUGUUAUACCUGUGAAGGAAUUUUUAAAAUUAAUAUGAUUUGUCAUGUAUUUGUAGUUAAAUUAAUUAUUGCGGUCAGAGGAAGAUAAAGGCUAUUUAUUACUUUAUCCCAUAAAUAAUAUAUUUUACUACGGAAAAUGGCAUCAACCGGAUUGCCUAAUAAAGAUGUGUCUUUCGAAUUGCUCCAAGAAGAAAUUGAAAGACUUGGUCGCGAGUUAGAUCAAGCUAGUAGUGAGAAAAUUCAGUCCGCCCAAUAUGGAUUAGUAUUGCUUGAGGAGAAAGAGGCGUUGCAGAUGCGAUGUGAAGAACUCGAAGCAUUAUAUGAUAAUUCCAAGCAUGAACUUGAAAUCACGCAAGAGGCACUGGCGAAGUUUCAAACCACACACAAAGUAACAACAAAGUCUGGAAUAGAGCAAGAGGAGAGUUUGUUAUCGGAGUCUGCUGCCCGCGAGACUUCCUUGAACUCGCAAAUUCUUGAACUGGAAAAUGAAGCAAAACAGCUGCGGCAGGAGCUGGAGCGGGUGGUCAACGAGCGAGACCGCGUGGUGCAAGAGAACUACGAGCUGGACAAGUCGCGGGAGGAGGGCGAGCUGGAGAGGAGGACCUUGCGGCAGGAGCUGCGCGAGCUCAAGUUCCGCGAGACGCGCCUCAUCACCGACUACUCCGAGCUCGAGGAGGAGAACAUCGGCCUGCAGAAGCAGGUCUCCGGUCUCAAGUCGUCGCAGGUUGAGUUUGAGGGUGCAAAACACGAGAUUCGAAGGCUACAAGAAGAAGUUGAAGUUCUCCACCAGCAAGUGGAAGAGCUUGCCAAACUUAAGAAAAUUGCUGAGAAGCAGAUGGAAGAAGCUCUGGAAUCUCUGCAAGCUGAAAGAGAAGCAAAGUAUGCUUUGAAGAAAGAACUAGAUCAUCGUAUCAACAGCGAAUCAAUGUUCAAUCUCAGCAACUUGGCAUUCAGCAUUCGUGGCAUGGGGGACGACCAGGCGACGGGCAGCGACGGGGAGGACGACCCGCUGGUGCUGAAGCGCAUCGAGGCGGACCUGAGGGGCGGGCCGGGCUCGCCGGACGGCAAGCAGGUGGACCUGUUCAGCGAGAUCCACCUGGACGAGCUGCGCAAGCUGGAGCGCCAGCUGGAGCAGGCGGAGGCGGAGAAGCUGCAGCUGGGGCAGGGGCUGCGGGAGUCGCAGGCGGGGGCGGAGCGGGCCCGGGCCGAGCUGCAGGUGUUCGCGGCCCGCGUCGCCCAGCUGGCGGCCCACGUCGAUGCCCUGCAGCACCUGCGAGAGCAGGUCGGCGGGGACCCGGCCCUUCGAGACCAGACUCAAGCAUUUGACAAAUUGAAUGCAUCAGUAACACUGUACAAACACUGGUUUUCCCUGGCAUCUCGGGAGAUAGAUCAACUGCGGGCUGACCUGCAGGAGUUGGAGAAAGGACUUAACUGUACAGAUGCUACACAGCAGCUUCGUACUGAAGUCACAAACCUUAAGAACAAGCUGUUAGACAACGAGCAGCAAGUGGUGGACCUGCAGAAUGACGUGAGGCUGCUGGGAGAACUGGCGGGAGAGGCCAGCUCGUCCCUCGACACCGCCCAGAACGACCUGCUCACCAUCUCCGACGAGCUGGCGCAGUUGUACCACCACGUGUGCACUGUGAACGGAGAGACUCCUAGCAGGGUUCUGCUCGACCACGAGAAACACGGAGGAAUGACACCAGAUGUGCAACCACAAGAUGGUUUUGCUAUGUCCAAAAUUGAGCUACUUCGCAGUCAGUUGAAGACUGAUGUUUCGUUGAAAGAUCUGGAGAGCUUGAAUGAUGCAGCUGGAAUGGCAAAACGUGUGGAAACUAUUUUAGAUCAAAUAAAGUAUCUUCGUACUGCUGUGGAAAAUACUAUUGAUCUUUCCAAGAUCAAGGGUAUGCGUGCAAAUAUAUCAGAAGCAAUAAACAAUGAUUCAAAGGAAGCAGAGCUCACUGAACUACAGGAACAAGUGAUUAAAUUAAAGUCCCUGCUGUCAACAAAACGUGAGCAAAUUGCAACUCUACGCACUGUUCUCAAGUCCAACAAAAACACUGCUGAAAUAGCACUGACCAACCUCAAGUCCAAGUACGAGAAUGAGAAGUCGAUUGUGAGUGAGACGAUGAUGAAACUACGCAAUGAGCUGCGGCUUCUUAAAGAAGAUGCAGCCACUUUCUCCAGUCUGCGAGCGAUGUUCGCGGCCCGCUGCGAGGAGUACGUGACGCAAGUGGACGAGCUGCAGCGGCAGCUGUCGGCCGCAGAGGAGGAGAAGAAGACCCUGAACCAGCUGCUGCGGCUGGCGGUGCAGCAGAAGCUGACGCUGACCCAGCGAAUGGAGGAGCUGGAGAUGGACCGCGAGAUGCGCAACGCCCGGAGGCACGUGCCGAGCGCGGGCGGCCGCGGCGCCAAGACGCGCUUCCCCCAGCCCGGCCGCUCCCACACGGGCAGGGACUACUUCUAGCCGCGCCCCCCGUGCGCCGUGUUCUGAACGCCCUGGCGACGCCUACCGACCAAACUAUGGAUCUCGCAAUGUGCGCAUUGUGCGCAAUAAACCCUGGUUCUGUGGGUGAUUGAGCUGAUGCAAACACUCACUGGUUUAAAUAUCACUUUUACGCAGGAAUAUUAAUAGUUGUGGGUAUCAAAAUGAGUGUUAAAAAAAAAAACUUUGUAUUUAAGUGUUGCAAAAAAUACUUAACUACUUGAAUAACUUAACUGUAUGCUAUGCAUGUUUGUUAUAACUGAUACGUAUAUACUGCAGACAGCAAAAGGUCUAACAAUAAACUUUUUAUAUCAUUUAAGUUCUGAUUCUUGAUGGUAUAUUUUUAUCAUUUUGAUCUUGUUUUGUACAAGUGACUUCUUUGCCCUACAAAUGGGAUUGUAUUCUGUUACAUGCGUUUCUUUCAUGUAUAAACUAUUGCAAUUUAUAUAUAUUUAUGACACUCUCUACAAUUGUAAUUAUAGUGAGAUUGGUAAGAUUUUAAUUGUUGAUGAUUAUAAUAGUUUUUUUUUUUUUUUUAAUUAAUCUUAUUUUGUAUUUUUUCCUGCGAAACUCUUUGCAGUUUGUUUUAUUAUUGUAAAGGAUUUAACAUGAAUAGCAAUCAGUCAAAACAUGUAAAACUAUGGUGGUACUAAAUUAAACAAAAAGAGGGAAUAUUGUUGACAACCUGUUACAUAAUUACAGAUUCAUUGCAGUAAUUUUCAAGUGUACAGAAAUAGCAAUAUAAUACUUAGUGACAUUGUUCAAAGGAAACACAUAUGUUAUUGGCACUGAAGUAUUUAUGAUGAGUUCUUUAUAAUGUCAGCAGUUCUAAAUGUACAAACAAGAGUUUUUUUUCCAGGUUCGUUGUAAUGAUAUUUCUUUCUAUAGUUUUUUGUUCCUUUUUACUUAGUGCCACGUAUGUUGAUUGCAUUUAGUAUUUUUUCUUUAUUUGAAAUAUUUAUACAUGAAACCUACAUACAUGUUUAGAUCAAAGAUUGCAAUUUCCUGGUAACAAAAUAUGUAGUUAUUUUUAUAAUUUGUUGUAGUAUUUAACACCGGCUAUUGGACAUAUGGCAAAUUACAAUUUUAUGCUCAUGGUUUUUUAGUGCUGUCAAACAAUAUUUUACUGUGAUUCUUAAAGGAAUGAAAAAUAUUUUUCGGAUAUUGUAAAACAAAUGAAAUUUUUAUUAGUCAUUGCUUACUUUUGAAUACAUUUGUAAGUAUGAAGGAAAAGGAGAUUAAAUUAAAAUGUAUCUAGUCUUUAGUUAUAAAUGUUUUAUUAUAUGGGACUAAAUUGUUUGGUAUAUUUGUGGUGGGAACAUGUUGGAAAUCAUUUGUUAUGUUUUACUUAGGAAUUUCACUGUUUGAAACAUAGUUUGUGACAUAAUUUUUAAGUAUAAGCAUUAAAUCGAAGAUAGGCAGUUUGUUGAAGUAGUGUAAUUGGAAAAAAUCCCACAGAUAUUGACCUGGUGAUUGUUUCCUCGAAAGAGUAUAAAUAGAGCUCACAAUGUCCAGUUGUAUUCAAACUGAUUCUUCCCCACUGUUCCACUCCAGUUGUCCAACUUUGCACUAGCUUGUGUCCGAGCCAUUCGGAGUGGGGCAGCCGUCCCUCUAGGUAAUAGUUAACGUACCAAAGUCAUUUGUCGUCCAUUUAUAAUCCAUGUUGUAAUGAAUGGGUAAAUGUGUGCUUGAAAACUGUCAACAUUAAAGUGUUUAAAUGAUGUGAUAGAGCAUUUAUUGUUGUUAUCGUUAUUCAAAUUUAGGCAGCUUUGUAUGAUUUGCAAAAUUGGUGGUCUAACUUUAUUUUGUAAAUAUGGUACAGUCGUAGACUUUUUCACUUUUUUCUAGCAAUAUUUAUUGUAAUUUUAUGUCUUGGACAAAAUUGUGUUUUAGGGUAAUUUUUUAACCAUUUGCCGAAGUUUUAAUGAAAUAUAAAAUAUUUGUCUUUUUAAAUAACAUUACAAGCCUAAUGGUCCAAAUGAUGUCUGAAUUUAUUUUCUGUGUGUUGCAAGGAAAGUCUAUCAGGUGGAUAGGAAGUUUUAUAAGACUUCAUAGUUAAUAUUAUUGUUUGCAAAGGCAACCUGGUUGCUGUAGAAGUGUUACCACUGCACAGAUGAUAUGAGAUCAAUACUCAGAGUUGUGAAAAUAUUGUCAUAUUUAACGGGUAGUUUUAGUAAAGUUAAUGUGGACCAUACAGAUUGCAGUUAUGAUUUUAAAAAUCUCUGUUGCUGUUUUUGGAAAUGAACAUUAAUUACUUCGGAAUCUCACGAGUGCGUUGGUUCAUAAUUUAUAUUCUGCAGUUAAAAGAAUGUUGCCUCAUAUAACAAUAAAUUCUGAUCUAAUAUCAUUUUAACUGUAGAUUAAUUUUAACUUGUAUUAAAGCCUGUUGUGGUAAUAAUUUACUGCAAAGCAGUAUGAUGUCCUGUGUUUACACAAGAUUGUGUUCUAUUACCAUGCAUGGGUUAGCUGGCAUACUGACCAAAAUUUAAAUGAAAUGUACUGAGAAAUAGCAAAAAAAAAAAAAUUAUUAUUAAAAUACUAACAAAAUUA
Messenger RNA from Bacillus rossius redtenbacheri, 5112 nucleotides. RefSeq names its product protein bicaudal D (gene BicD). Gene Ontology annotation, molecular function: dynein complex binding; cytoskeletal adaptor activity. Bases 214 to 2544 code for a protein of 776 amino acids. The record is from RefSeq and is a predicted model, not a curated record. NCBI's taxonomy places the organism in Eukaryota, Metazoa, Arthropoda, Insecta, Phasmatodea, Bacillidae. The transcript has 11 exons.